Molecule: messenger RNA, 507 nt
Organism: Naegleria gruberi
Lineage: Eukaryota; Heterolobosea; Eutetramitea; Acrasida; Naegleriidae
Exons: 1
Coding region: 1-507 (168 amino acids)
Biological process (GO): protein dephosphorylation
Cellular component (GO): nucleus
Molecular function (GO): protein tyrosine/serine/threonine phosphatase activity
Source: RefSeq, a predicted model, not a curated record
AUGGCAGUAACUCUCACAAACGCUCCAUCUCUCAUCGAACAUGGUGGUAUCAAGUUUUUAAUUUCUGAUGCUCCAUCCGAUACUAAUAUUCAUCUUUACGUUAAGGAAUUUAAACAAAAUAAUGUGACUCACUGUGUCAGAGUUUGCCAAGCAACCUAUGAUAAGGAAGUAGUUGAACGAGCAGGUAUUAAAUUCUUUGAUUGGGCUUUUGAUGAUGGUUCUUCUCCACCAAAGCACGUUAUCCAAGAUUGGUUGGAUCUUGUUGAUAAAGUAUUCCCACCAAAAGAAGGAGAUUCCGAUGAUCUUCCUUGUAUUGCUGUUCACUGUGUUGCUGGUCUUGGUAGAGCUCCUAUUCUUGUAGCUUUGGCACUUAUUAAACGAUGCAACAUGACAGGAUUAGAAGCAGUUCAAUUCCUCCGAAAGAAGAGAAGAGGAGCCAUCAACAAGAACCAACUUGAUUUUAUUGACAAAUUCUACAAGCAAAAGAAGUCUUGCAUUAUCUGUUGA